UUUUCUCGAUUCCUACAGCCACACCCAGCAUUAUUGUACCAUCUGUACCCGAUCAAUGUACCCAACCAGGACAGUCGUCCGUGUAUGUGGCAUGGAAUGCAGUGUAUGGAAUUAACACCAAUGGGGCUACUAUUAACUGCAUUGAGAGGGGAAUUCAGGUUUCAUUAAGUGGAGGCAUCACUUUGGAUGUUGGAUCUUACACCGUGACCUGCCGUGUUGCAGUUGGUGACUGCGUCUCGACAAAUAGUUUCUCGUUCCGUGUCAUUGCAAGCAACUUUCUUCCAUUUGGAGCUGGAGUUGGAGAUUUUCGGCUUUCUAAUCAACGGAGAAUAUUCUUUACUUCAAGGAAAGAUAUUAUAUCACCGACUAUUAGCCCACCGAAUUUCUUUCCUUUUUGCAACGAGCUGCAUGAGAAGAUCUACUUCACAGAUAAUGGUGUUAUCAUCCUAUCCAAUGAUCAAUAUCUUUACAAACGAGCUUUCCCCAGCGCACGAAGCAGGUCAUUCACUGGCCGAACUAAAAUGGUAGCUCCAUUUUGGGCAGAUGUCAGAGCCGAUUUGUUUCCUUCACCGGGGGAUGUCUUCUGGCACAUUUACGAUGAAAAUGAUCCACGGAUGUUGAGUACUUUGAGCGGCAUGGUAUCAAGACGAUAUGGUGGUUUUACCGCAGCAUGGGCCCUGGUCGUUACAUGGAGUCGCAUGCGAGCCUUUUCACCUGACACUGGUACCAACUCCUUCCAAGCCGUGCUCGUGACAGACUACAUUCAUGGAUACGUCAUCUUCAACUAUGAUUACUGUGACAUGAACUGGAAUCCCAACCUCUUGGGGAACAUAAAUGUCAUCCAAGGCGUCUCUUGUGGGGGGGUUAGUCCACCAAUCUAUCUACCUAUACCCAGCAGCUCGAUUUUCCGCCCAGGAAGGGUCAAUGGGAAUUAUGGAGAGUUAGGGCGCUGGUUGUACCAAGUUGACACCCUGCCAAUCGGAUUUGUCAAUCCGCGCCUGUUUUGUCGGACCUGGCACAGACGGCAGAGCUUUGAUUUUCUAUUCUACUUCUACUACCUAGCUCUCCGUGACACUUGUCCCUGCAGUUUGUUCAUGGCCCGGUUGGACAGAAGAUAUUCUCCCAUCAGUUACUCUUACGUCCUGCCUACUCAGAGACGCCGUGGAUUUGUUGCCAUCUGUUAUGUCCGGUUGUGGCAAUUCCCUGGUACCCCUGGCCCGCAGUGCUGCUACAACCUGUUCUCCUGUGAUCUCCUUUAUGACGUUCGAAGUCCUCGGGUUGCUUCUGUCAUGGAAAGAUACCCGCUCAGCCCCCUGUUUUUCUCGUCUUUCCUGCUCCAACGGUGGUAUAACGAGGAAGUGCUGGCACGCUACUACUGCUGUGAGGUUUCCACACUCUGCUACUUGUACAAGCAGUAUAGACCACUUAUGACUUGCCGCAGAUACUUCCCACCAUUUUGGUUCUGGUUCUGGGGAGACCCCCACGUCAAAACGCUGGACGGGGUUGAGUACACCUUCAAUGGUCUGGGAGAAUACACGAUUGCGCUCAUCGAAGGUGACGAUGGGCAGAAGCUGUUUGAACUUCAAGGCAGAACACGGCGAGCCACCAACAAGGAAACCGGAGAGCUAACUGACGCCACAUUCUAUUCGGGAUUUGCUGCACAGUUUGUCGGAGUUGGACAGGUUGAAGUCAAAUUAAACAGCGAUGCCACAGAUCUGAUAACAACAGUCAAUGGUGAUGUUGUCACUCCCACGACCGAAGGAUUGCUCAUUGGCAAUUUAACUGUCAGAAGAGAAAAUGACACUAAAGUUACUGUCAUAUACCCUGAUGAUGUCCAACUUACUGUGGGUGUAAACAACAGCAUUGGGGAUAUCACUGUCCAGCUCGGUCAAACCUAUAGGGGGAAAACGAAAGGAUUACUCGGCGUUUGGGAUGGUGACCAAAGCAAUGAUGCUCUACGACGGGAUGGUACUCAGCAACAAGCCACUGGACAAAAUGGAGAAAUGCUGGAACGUGAUUUCUAUAACUUUGGUGAAACCUGGCGUAUCUCUGCAGAGAAUUCUCUCUUCUAUUAUGUUUCUGGUGAAAGUUGGGCAGUGUCCAAUGCCCAUUCGUUCGUACCACAGUUCUUGGAGGAUUUGAUUGCAAGCGCUCCUCAAGACAAACUUCAGAGAGCACAAGAACUCUGUGGCGAUAGCAAGAUGUGUUUGUAUGACACACUGGCCCUGGAUGACGAAACUGUCGGGCAGGCUACGAUGAUGAUCAAUGCGAUGAACACAGAAAGCGAAAAAUCAGGAACUAAUUUCCCUCCGAAUAUCACACUGGCGGACAACUUCACCGUGACGGUGGGAGUGGAAUUCUCCUACCAACUAGAGGCAUAUGAUCCAGACGGGGACGCCAUCACUUUUACUCUGCUUGAGGCAGUUGCAGGGGCAUCCAUCACCGAACAAGGUGGUCUGUUCACUUGGACACCAGUGGACAAGUCAAAGGUCAUGGUUGGUUUCCUUGCAACUGACGGCCUAGCUAAUGCUACUCUGGAACCGAUUGUACAGCUAUGCGAUUGCAUGAAUAGCGCCACGUGUCUUUGGGGUCAAUUUGUGAUGGGCACAGAACUUGUUGCAGACCGUUUUGGGGUCGUUCUUUGUGAAUGUGAACCUGGCUGGUCUGGUGAAUUCUGUGAGGAGAAUUAUGACGCAUGUGCCGACAACCCUUGUUUCACGGGGGUAGCUUGCUUUGACGAGGAACCGCCUUCACUUAACAGCACUUGUGGACCCUGCCCUGACGGGCUAGAGGGUGAUGGAAAGUUUUGCCAGGAUAUUGACGAGUGUGAGCUAUAUAGAAGUCAACCAGCCAGCAGUGGUGGAAUGGGUUGUGAUCAAAUAUGUACAAAUACCCUCAUGAGCUACAACUGCAGCUGCAACUCUGGUUUCACUUUAUAUCUGGAUGGCAGGAGAUGUACUGAUAUUGAUGAAUGUGACCUCCAGACUGACAACUGUGACAGCAACGCUUUGUGCAACAACACCCAGGGAGGCUACAAGUGCAAUUGUAACCCAGGCUUCAACGAUGACCUUAGGGAUGGAACGAUGUGUUCAGACAUCGAUGAAUGCAGCGAAGGUGGAAGCAACAACUGCAAUGAGAGUGCUCAAUGUGACAACACUGUUGGCUCAUAUCGCUGUACGUGUAAUGAUGGUUAUGAAGGCGAUGGCAUAACAUGUUCAGAUGUGAACGAGUGUACGAGGAGCCUUCAUGACUGCCACGUCCAGGCAACGUGUUCAAACAACGUGGGAUCAUUCAGCUGUGCAUGUAACGAUGGCUGGACUGGCAACGGCGUCAACUGCACCAAUGUUGAUGAAUGUUCGAGACCAUUACCAGUCUGUGAUACCAAUGCUGAGUGUACAGACACACCGGGCAGCUUUUCAUGUCGGUGCAAUGCAGGAUAUGCUGGCAAUGGAAUGAUGUGUGUGGAUAUAAAUGAGUGCACUACAGGUGAAUCAACAUGUCAUUCUGAACUCGGAGAGUGCACCAACACAGAUGGCAACUAUACCUGCAGCUGUAGGCCUGGAUACACUGGGGACGGUAGGAACUGCAUCGAUAUCAAUGAGUGUGUUGGGAGUAAUGAAUGUUCUGGGAAUGCCAACUGCACCAAUACGGAAGGUAGCUUUGAGUGUGACUGUAGAAUGGGAUACACUGGGGACGGUUUCAUGUGUUCCGACAUCGAUGAGUGUACUCUGGGAAUUGACAACUGCCAGCAAGUUUGUUCAAACAACAUGGGAUCAUUCAUUUGUACGUGUGACGUUGGUUUUAGGAUGGUAGACGAAGUCUGUAAGGCCAACCGUGCUUGUAUGGGUAACAAUUGUACCCGUGGUGUCUGCUUCAUGAACAAUACCAUUGACACGUGUAGAUGUGAUGCUGGAUAUGCCACUGUAAAUGAUUCCUAUGUGUGUGAAGAUAUUGAUGAGUGUACCAGCCCAAGUAACCUUAACAGAUGUGGAGACAACUCAGUGUGUAACAACACACUGGGCGAUUAUCAGUGCAUCUGCAAUGCCGGUUACACUCUCAAUAAUGACCAACGGAGCUGUUCAGAUGCCAAUGAAUGUGACACUGGAACCCACAAUUGUGACCUCAUGAGCCAAGUGUGUGUCAACGACGAACCAUACUUCAGAUGUGACUGUAAAUCUGGGUACAAAAGUGCAACCUUUAAUGGAUCUUGCACAGACAUUGAUGAGUGCUCAGCCGAUAGUUUGAACAACUGCAGCACCGAGGCAGACUGUCUCAACAACAAUGGCUCUUACACCUGUCUGUGCAAAGACGGAUUCACUGGCACUGGACGGCAGUGUUUUGAUAUUGAUGAAUGCUCUCUGCCUGACAGCGACAGGCAAUCUGCUAGCUGCAGCCCCAUGGCGGAAUGCACAAACCUUGAAGGCUCGUUCCAGUGCAACUGCACCAUUGGAUAUGAAGGAGACGGAAUGAGUUGUCAAGGUACGUAUAUAUGGACAAUAUUAAUUAAAACAACCUUUUUUGUGCAUUGCGUGUUGAUAUAUGGCUCUUUUUCAGAUAUCAAUGAAUGCCAGAAUGAGGACUCUGCAUGUGCGCCCAACAGUACCUGCACAAACAACAACGGCAGCUUUCUCUGUGAAUGUGAUGCUGGUUUCCGUGGUGACGGCUUUACCUCGUGUAGGGACAUCAACGAGUGCGAGGAGAAUCCUGAUAUGUGCCACACCUUAGCAACUUGUAGAAACACUGAGGGGAGCUACCAGUGUGAAUGCAACAACGGGUACCAAGGAAAUGGCACACACUGCGAAGACGUAAACGAAUGCAUAACCAGUGAUAAUGACUGUGCAACUCAGGCUUCAAACUGUUCGAACACUGUCGGCAGCUUUACGUGUCGUUGCAUCGAAGGAUACGUCACAGCUGAAGGUGCCCCAACUGGUAGACAGUGCAACGAUGUUGACGAGUGUGCACUGGAGAUUGAUACAUGCGAUAAAACCACAUCUAUCUGUAACAACACCAUCGGUAGCUACCAGUGCAAUUGUGUGGAAGGUUAUGAGAAAAAUGGUGCCAGCCAAUGCGAAGAUAUCAAUGAAUGUUCGGUAGGGUCAGCAUGCACAGUAAACCAUACGGUUUGCUCCAAUUUGCCGGGAACGCAUGAGUGCAAUUGUAUGAUGGGCUUCUAUCAGCAAGGUUCAACUUGCCAAGUGGCUCAGUCGUACCAAGCAUCAGCGGUGUUUGAGGUCGUCAGUGGGAGGAUGGUUGGAGGACCUGACUUCAGUCUCGAAACAGAAUCUGCAACAUAUCGCCAGGAAUUAAAAAAAUCUAUUGAGGCAGCUUUCAACGCUUCCUCGUUGUCCAGUUCCUUCAGAGACGUCGCCGUCACAAAUUUGUCUCUGAAUUCAGAUUCCAGCGUGCUCUUGGAGUUUCUCAUCAAUUUCCAAAGUGAACACGAGGAGUUGGUCAUUAUCAUGGCAUUGCUUGACCAGCUGACGGGAAGCAGUGGGGGUCAGUUAGCGCCCAACCACAAGCUGAUCAGACGGACAUUUAUCAUCGGUGAUCCAAAGUGUAAUGCAGCACCAUGCAUAAAUGGCGGGAAGUGUUUAGAAGACAACUUGGCAAUGGGUGGAUACACAUGCAGCUGUCCGUCAGGUUAUAGUGGACAAAACUGCGAAAUAGGACCGUGCGAUGUCAAUCCCUGUGAAAACGAUGGGCAAUGCGCUAUAAAUUCAACAUCAAAUACCGGCUACACUUGUACUUGUGGUCGAGGGUUCAGUGGGCCUCAAUGCGAAACAGUUGCACCUUGUCAAAUGGACAACGACUGCACAAACGGAGCAACUUGUAACGAUAAUCUGAACACAGUACGUGGCUACAGUUGCAGCUGUCCUACUGGAUUCAUGGGACAAAACUGUGAGGAGGCUUGCACACUUUCUUGUAACAAUGGUGGUACUCGGGAUCUUGAAGCAUGCUCGUGCAUGUGCGCUGAAAACUGGAGCGGGCUUAGCUGUGCAGAUUGCCAACUGAACUGUAUGAAUGGUGGAAUUCGGAACUCGGCUACCUGCCAGUGCUCAUGUGUAAACAGUUGGAUUGGAAAUACCUGCACAGUCUGCAACAUAUCUUGCCCAUCCGGACAGAACCUAGAUACCAAGACUUGUCAAUGCACAGCGUGUCCUUUUACAUGUUUAAAUGGUGGAACACUGAAUGAGGAUACCUGCCAGUGCACGUGUGACCCAAAUCAGAGGUGGACAGGCGCAAAUUGUUCAGUAUGUCCAUUGACAUGCGUGAAUGGUGGACAGCUCAACUCAGAGACGUGUCAGUGUGCAUGUGUAGGCAACUGGAUCGGAAACACCUGUUCUGGUUGUCAACUAUCCUGUGGGAAUGGUGGGACCCGGAACGAUGCAGCAUGCGAGUGUGCAUGUGACGGAAACUGGAUGGGCAAUACCUGCUCUGAGUGUCCACUGAAUUGUGUAAAUGGUGAACGCAAUGCUGAAACGUGUCAGUGCUCAUGUUCUGACAACUGGACUGGAACUACCUGUUCAGAUUGCGACUUGACCUGCUUGAAUAAUGGAACACUUGACGCGGCCGCCUGCCAGUGUUCAUGCAGUCAGAGUUGGAAGGGAACCAACUGCUCAAGUUGCGAUCUGUCUUCAUCUAGUUGCUUGAAUGGAGGUUCAUUUUCUGCAAACUUCUGCGAGUGUGUUUGUCCAUAUGAAUACGCUGGACGAACUUGCGAAGUUACAAGUCCGUGUAUAUCAGGCAACUCUCUGUGUAGCGGGACGGGGCAGUACUGUCUACCAGUUAGCAAUGACGUUCGUUUCCAGUGCCAAUGCAGAAGUCAACGAGGUUUCUUUGACAACGGGGACAAUUCAUGUAGAGAACGCCAGGCAGUGCAAGUCACUUUCAUACUAAAUGUGAACUUCAUCUCCGAAUACGAAAACCCAACAGCGGCUGCGUCAAAGCAAUUUGCUGGAAGAAUUACUUCAGGGAUCUUGAAUGGACUGAGGGGAAGUGCAACAACUGAGCGUGUGUUUUCGGUGCAAGUCAUAAGUAUGAAAAGCGGGAGCGUGGUUGUGAGCUCAGCAGUAGCAUUCCAAGGGAGCCUUCCGGCGGCAGACGCCAUCAGGAGAGUGAUAGAAGAUGGUGGUGCAAUAACAAGUGACGGUGGAACUAUUCCCAUUAUACCCAACUCCGUCGUGGUAACAGACUUACCGACAGACUGCACAGCAGACACUUGUCAAAAUGGUGGAAUUUGUGAAAGAUCCACUUUUGGCCCGCAGCUUACCUGCAGUUGUCCACCUUCGUUUACUGGUGAGAACUGUACAAGUCCGGUACCAACGACAUUGACUCCAGUACCGACUUCUACAAUGUCUACAGCUACAGUAUCGACGUCUACAACGUCUACAGAUACAGUAUCGACACCGUCCACAUCAGCUGCUCCAGGAGAUGGUUUGUCACCUUUGGCGACAGUUCUCAUCAUAGUGGGGUGCGUUGCUCUCCUCCUGAUCAUAGCCGGCUUGGUUCUCUGUUUCUGCAUUCUGAUGAAAAAUCAACAGGCAAAGGCUCUAGCUCAUGGCCCCAGGGAGCGUUUUAGUUUUGAGGGUCUCAGAGAUCCUAGCAUGUCCUCUGAAGUUGAUUACAGUCCGACAGAGCACAGUGAAGAUGAGAGGCGGAUGAAUCGUCUAGCUCAAGUUAUGCGCCAGUCGCCGUACCUGCAACAGACUCUCCCUGCUCGAAGGGAAUUCAUCCGGCCUUUUUAUGUUACUGGGAUGGAAGAACUGCAUCGUUACGAAGAAGAAUUGCGUGAUGGAGGCAAUGCAGCAGGUCGUGUUGUGUAUAAUCCAAUCCUGUAUCGCUAAACCAUUACCGGAGGAUAUUCUAAAGCUUCCAAGAUUGCGACAGCUGCCUUUAUAAAAUGUCAACUUUACCUUGGAGAAAAGUAUUAAGACCACCAUCAUCAACGACGAUUAGCAAUUCCGUUUAACUCUAGUGGCAUUCGCCCCCGCCAACACCAUAUCAUCCUUUUAUUAGGGUACUGGAAUUUUACUGCAUUGAUGGAACUUUACAGAUUUGAUAUUGUAUAAUCAGGUUAUUCUUGACAACUCCUUCUUUUGAAAUGACUUUGGGAGAAAUUUCCCCUUCAGUAAGUUUCCUAGAUUAAUAUGUUUGAAAACAAAUGUCCCCUUUCCCCCAAGCAACUGUGUUUUAGAAUUUCCUCCCCAGUCCACCUGAGUCACACUUUCAAUGGAGCUGUAAUAUUAGUGUCCCAAUUUUAGUUCUGUGCAUAUUCAUGGUAAAUUUUGCCUGGAUAUGUUUGGCUGAAAAGGAAAAUAUUUUCUCUAUCGGUCUUUGCUUUCUCACUGACUUUUAAAAAGAUACAUUUCGUUUUGGUUCAUUUUGAUAUGCAUUCCUUGCUUUUAACUCAUUUGCUUAAAAUGAAAGUAAUAGUAGUGGAAAUGGAAUAACUAAUCAAAUGGCAUAAUUGAAUUUGCUUUAUUUGCUUAAUCGCUAAAGCAUUUAAUCCACUGGCGGUUGGACAGCGUGUGUCUUUCCGUACCUUGAAUAGACAGCGUCUGUUAUUGUCAACGUACAGUUUCUUGAUUAUUGCCACAUGCUGUUUGUGUAGAAUAAUUGAUUUUAGGUUUUGUGUAACAAUCAACCUUUGGAUGAUAUUAGAAACGGUUUAUAUUGUUAAUGACACAUGUAGAAUUACAUAUUUGUAUGUAUUGUAGUUACAUGACACGUUUGCGCAUCAAUUACUUUUAUGCAGGCUAUGAACGAGUUUGACUUCGAUUAGUGUAAUACUCAGAAAAUAAUUUUGCAUACCUUUUACUUUAUAAAAUGUUAAGAAGUUUAAUGUCGGUCCGGGAAACAACACGAGUACACUCCACUUUAAGCAUCUUUCCACUUAAAUAACAUGCAUUAUGCAAAAGUGAAACAGUUUUCAUAGUAUUCACACUAUGUUAAAAUAUUGGCACGCCCGUGGUUUAUAAUUUAUUGUAACACAGUCGAGUUCACUUUAACCUGACACCACCCGCUACGUUGUGGUAUGGUGCGAAGCGUAUAGGCAAAUAAAACUGUCUUCCAAAAUAAGUUUAUUGUGAACCGUUUGAAACGUUUUGUCUUUCAGUAACAUUUUAUAUUGCAUUUAUAGUUUCGUAUUAAGUAUAACAUAUAUUUUUGGUGUAACGUUGUCAAUAGUAUGUUUGAACAAAUGUAAGUGGUGGAAUAAAUCGUGAUGGAAACAUUUU
This is a messenger RNA of Acanthaster planci (crown-of-thorns starfish), 9236 nucleotides long. RefSeq lists its product as uncharacterized. NCBI's taxonomy places the organism in Eukaryota, Metazoa, Echinodermata, Asteroidea, Valvatida, Acanthasteridae. Gene Ontology annotation, molecular function: calcium ion binding; protein binding. Gene Ontology annotation, biological process: cell-matrix adhesion. The record is from RefSeq and is a predicted model, not a curated record.